AUGGGUCAACGAAGUCUGUUACUGGUUCUUUUGUGUAUUUUUACAUUUGUCUCGAGUCGACCGAAUGAUGAGAAACGUAUGAAAUUAUGUGGAGAACGGAUUAAACAAGAGGUUGAGAGAUUAUGCCCAAAUGGACAUACUUCAAAUCGUAAGUUUCCCAGGGUGGGGUUGAAAAUAUGACAAGGGUAAACCUAAUUUCAUAGAAUCAUGUGAACUUUUUGCUCUGAUUUAGUAUUCCCGAAGUUGGAAAGUUAGUUUUCUCAAAAAAAACUUGUUAUAAAUUCAUGACCACGUAGGAAAAAAUGACGGGUUAUACAUCUGUUCACGGACUGUAAAUCUAUACGACCAUACUGUAUGGUACAUACCACCCGUUGAGUCAUACGCGAGAGUAUUUUGCGAAAACAUCCCGAAAAUGAAUUUUGUGGCGAGAUAUUUGUGUGUUCCUUCAAAAAACAAAUCACGGUUUUUUUCUGAAAUGGACACACAUUUUUUUUUUCAAAAAUAUCUCGAAGCGAUCUGUCUUUGAUGGCGUCAUUAGACUCCCCUCGUCUGACCCGAGGGGGGGGGGCCAGGCCUGAUCGGAAUGGACCUUGUCGGAAGGUUCGGAAUGAGCACACUCGUUCCGAGUAGUCAGAUCGUAAUUCCGAAUUCCGAACCUCUAUUCCGACAUUUUUACCUCGGAAUUUCGGAAUUUUUCGGAAUGUUUCGGAAUGAUAUAAAACUUAAAAAAUUGUCUUCAAAAGUUACAUUUUUCGAGAAUCACAAGAGAAAAAGAGAUUUUUUGAAAAUGACAGGUAAAAUUCAUCAACUUUUCCAUUUUUUGUUGCAUUUUUCACUAAUUUCAGCUCAAACAUUCCGAAAAAUUCCGAAAUUCGGUAGAAAAAUUCCGAAAUUCGGAAGAGAAACACAUUCCGAAAUUCCAAAAAGUUUCGGAAGUAACAUCGGAAUGAUUCCGAUUCCGAGAAAAUAGAUUCCGAUUCCGAGACACGUUUGUCUCAUUCCGAAAAACCUGUCGGUUUCGGAAUUUCGGAAUUCCGACAUUCCGAUUCCGAUCAGGCCUGGGGGGGGGCAAUUUCGUAUUGUUGUCGAAACGGAAUCGGCCGGAGCUUUGUCAAAAACCCGUAGGUUCCCCUGUACGACAUAAAAAUGUAGCUAAGGUCCGCUGCUAUGUUCAAAAAUUCAUGUGGCUUUUCAAAAGCUACCCUACCUUCACAGCUUUUAAGAUAAACUUUAUUUAACCCCUACCUUCACCACGUUUUCCUAAUUUAAUAUAUUUCCUUUCCUUCCACCUUCACCUUUCGCAAUUUCAAUGUAUGUUCUAUGAAAAAAACUUUGAACUGAUAGAAGAUUACAAAAUCUCAUCUCUUCCGGCAAAAGCACUUUCCCGACUGAAAUAGGAUGUUAUUUGUUUUGCUUUGUCCCCUUUAAUCUCCACAGAUUAAAGGUUUCAGCAAUAUGUUUACUACUAUUGCAUCUUGUAAUAAUAAUAAUAAUAAUAAUAAUAAUAUCAAUCUGAUUAUCCGUAUAUUCUAUUUUAGUACACAGAGAUUCUUAAACAUCGGGAAAACAAUCUACGUCGGAGUCAAAAACCAUUGUUAUAAUUUUUGCAUUACGAAAUGAACAGAAACCACAUGCCUACUUAGUUGAUUCAAAAAAACAUGUGAGAGCAAAACACUUGUCAGUAAUAUUUUUACGCAAUCCACUUGACCCAUGGAUUAGUAAUAGGCUAGAAAAAUCCAGUGUUUUUUGUUCAGCAAAUCAUGUGAUUAUUUUGAAUUUGCCGAAUUCUAUGUUUCAAAAAAGUAAAAAGUGAAAUUGAUCUCAAGACUUUCCAGUUCAAAAAAUUUUUGAAAAAAAAGUGCAAGAAUAUUUUUCACGCAUGUGAGGGUGGAUGUUAAUAAAUUAUUCACUGAUGACUUGAGUCAAGAAACAAAAAAAAAUUUUCUUAACAUAAGCAUGUAUAUCAAAAAUGUUUCUUUUUCAGCUGAAAGUGGAUCGGUUUCGGAGCGAUGUUGUCAUAACUCGUGCACCUUCAAAUAUCUCAAAUCAUUUUGUCUUCCCUGA
Molecule: messenger RNA, 2064 nt
Organism: Caenorhabditis angaria
Lineage: Eukaryota; Metazoa; Nematoda; Chromadorea; Rhabditida; Rhabditidae
Source: the annotation of a GenBank genome assembly